UUACUAGACCAGUUGAUGGGAAGCUGUGCCUGGGUCCUGCUCCCUCCACCUCCCAGCUGUGUAACCUGCCAUGCCCGUCCGAGUGCGUGGUGUCUGCCUGGUCGGUGUGGGGCUCCUGCCUUCAAGAGAACUGCCAGGACCGCCACGGACGAAGAGGCUUUAGAAUGAGACAAAGGCAAGUGAUCGUAGAUCCUGUAGGCACCGUGGCAGGUUGUCCACAUUUAAUUGAAUCUAUUCCUUGUGAAGACCCGAUGUGUCAUGAGUGGAUUGUUUCAGAAGGAACAUGUGUGACUUACCAUGGAAAAUGUGGACCUGGAAACCGCGUCCUGAAAGCUGUAUGCAAGAACAGGAAAGGUGAAGAAGUACCACAUCACCUCUGCUCAGAGCUUCCCCAUCCUGAAGUUGUGGCUUGUGAAAUCCCUUGCGCAACAGACUGUGUCAUCAGUGAGUGGUCCCCGUGGUCCCCGUGUUCCCACUCAUGCUCCAGUAAAAAUGCUGAGGGAAGUCAAAGCAGGACUAGGUCCAUCGUGGCCCUUCCAGCUGAGGGUGGAAAAACCUGUCCCCCUGACCGAGCCCUGCAGGAGCACCGUGCCUGUAAUGAUCACCCAUGCGUGCAUUUCUUCUGGGAGACUUCUCCCUGGAGCUCUUGCUCUGAAGAUGUUCUGGGAACUGCGCUUAAUGCAACCAUUAAUUGGAGCGGAGAAGCCACUUGUGGAGUGGGUGUACAGACAAGGAAUGUCUUCUGUGUGAAGAGCAGUUCUGGCCAGGUCACACCUAAAAGAUGUCCAGAGUCCAUCAGACCUGAGACUGUGCGGCCGUGUCUCCUCCUCUGCAAGAAAGACUGCAUUGUUACUCCUUUCAGUGAGUGGACUCGCUGCCCAACAGCAUGUCAGCCUGGCAAUGCCACUACAGCUAAGCAGUCCCGGUAUAGGAUUAUUGUUCAGGAUGCUGCCAAUGGGGGACAGGCAUGCCCGGACACCUUGUAUGAGGAAAGAGAAUGUGAAGAUAUUCCCAUCUGUCCAGUGUAUAGAUGGAAGACCCACCACUGGAGUCACUGUGUGCUGGUGCCGGAUUCGGUGAGACAGGCUGUGCUGGGACAGAGUGAGGCGUGUGGACAUGGUUUGCAGUCAAGGGCUGUUACAUGCCUGUCAGAGCACAACGACUCUGCCAGUGUUGGUGACUGCAUGCAGUGGGCAGGAGCUAUGCCAUCUCUCGUACAGGAGUGUCUCAUUCCCUGCAAAGAUGACUGCGCGUUUACCCCCUGGUCUAAAUUUACAGCAUGCUCGUUUGACUGUGAAUCAACUCGAAGUAGGAGACGGUCACUCACAGGGCGAAGCAGAAAGCGAGACAAAUGCCAGAAUACAGAAGUUUAUCCUCAAGUUGAAACAGAGCUGUGCCCCUGUGAGGUGUUUACCUCCCAGCCCCACGGAAAUUGGUCCGACUGCAUUAUCAGAGGAGGUACAUCCGAGCUGCAGUGGGGAACGCGAUCCCACGGAGAUGCCAAGGAGUGUGGCGAGGGGGUGCAACUGCGAGCUAUUGCCUGUUACGAUAAGACUGGCAGACUUGUGGAACCAUCUCGCUGUAGCAGUUCGGGUUACAUUGAAGAAUCUUGCACGGUCCCUUGCCCGUUUGAUUGCAAAUUAAGCGAUUGGUCCAGUUGGUCCCCUUGCAGUUCUUCUUGUGGACCAGGGGUGAAAGUCCGAUCCAGGUGGCUUAAGGAGAAGCCUUACAAUGGAGGUCGUCCCUGCCCAAAGCUGGAUCUCAAGAAUCAG
Phaethon lepturus (White-tailed tropicbird) is the source of this 1772-nucleotide messenger RNA. Its product is annotated as thrombospondin type-1 domain-containing protein 7B-like. The annotation marks the transcript as partial. Gene Ontology annotation, biological process: cell adhesion. Lineage: Eukaryota; Metazoa; Chordata; Aves; Phaethontiformes; Phaethontidae. The record is from RefSeq and is a predicted model, not a curated record. Gene Ontology annotation, cellular component: extracellular matrix. The transcript has 10 exons.